UCGCACAGCUUCCACAGUCCCGGACCAGCGGCCGCCGCAUGAGCACGACGACUUUUCGAGCGCACGCCACCAGUAUACAACAACAACAAUAAUAAUAAAAAUAAUAAUAAUAAUAACAAUAAUAGUAAUAAUACAAUAUAAGUCAGUGUGUGUUCACGUGCGUAUGACCGAUGUGCCCUUUUACCAAAGUACACUAUAUACAACUGCACAGCAGAAACGAAAACACGUAGCGGUGGCGGAGGAGGAGGCGGUGGAGUCGGCGGCGGCGGCGUCGGAGGCGGUGUCUGUGGUGAAUACGACUACAACGGCUGCGACGGCGACGGCGGUGGCGGCGGCUGCAGCGUCGACAGUGGCGGCGGAAGUGGUGUCGACGGCAGCGGCGGUGGUAUGGACGGCAGCGGCCACUGCAGCUAGUGCCUAGCCCGCUGUGGAGACACCAUGGAGACGAGAAUGGCCGCGUAAUGAAUGCGCUCGCGGCUCGGGCGGCGUUGUCUGCACUGUACACCGCGUCGACGUCAUCGUCGUCACUCGAGGCGGCGGGCACCCAUGCGUGGACGACGGUGGCGUCGGCGGCCGCGGCCGUGGUUUCCAACGGCACCACCGCCGCCGCCGGGCUGCCCGACGGCGGACCGCUGCAGCCCAGGUUCACGCUGUCCCAGACGGUGUUCAUCGCGCUCGUGUCCGGCAUGCUCAGCUUCGUCACCGUGUCCGGCAACAUAAUGGUCAUGGUGUCGUUCAAGAUCGACAAGCAGCUGCAGAACAUCAGCAACUACUUCCUGUUCAGCUUGGCGAUGGCCGACUUCUUCAUCGGGCUCAUAUCCAUGCCGCUGUUCACCGUGUACACCAUACUCGGCUACUGGCCGUUCGGCCGACACGUGUGCGACGGCUGGCUGGCACUCGACUAUCUGGCCAGCAACGCUUCCGUGCUCAACCUGCUGUUGAUCAGCUUCGACAGAUACCUGUCCGUCACCAGGCCGCUGACGUACAGGGCCAAGCGGACCAAAGGCAAAGCGUUGCUGUUCAUAUCGGCCGCGUGGAUCAUUUCACUGGGCUUAUGGCCACCUUGGAUUUAUCUGUGGCCGAUCAUAGAAGGUCGUCGGACCGUGCCCGAAAUUCAGUGUUACAUACAGUUCAUACUGACCAAUCAGUACAUUACUUUCGGCACGGCCAUUGCCGCUUUUUACGUUCCGGUUACGGUCAUGUGUUUUCUGUAUUUCCGAAUAUACAGAGAGACAAAAAAGAGACAAAAAGACUUGCCGAAUCUGCAAGCCAUGAACAAACCACACAACGAUCACCAACACGAGGAAUCGUGGGGUCGCAUACGGUCCGAGUCGAAUCAAGUAAAUUCGUUGGAUCGACGAGAAAUGUAUGAGACCAGUUCGUUGCGCAAGGCGUACUCUCAGUGUUCAUUGAAAGCGAGGCGCCUGCUGACGUGGUCGUGGCUGCGCGAUUGGUGCGUGGAUUGGUGGCACUCAGGCCGCGACGACGAGUACGACGAGGAAGAUGACCAAACGCCAAGCGACGUGCCUGGUGGCAUUAGCUACGGUACGACCGUGUCCAGGUCGACGUCGCUGAACGUCAUACACCAGCAGCAGCCCACGACGCCCACGCCGAUGAAAUCCUAUCACAUGGUCAACAAUAACAACCGGCUGACCAACCGGUCCUUGUCCAAUGAUUCGGUGUACACGAUCGUGAUAAAGUUGCCGGGCGACACCGACCUCCAAGACGCGCCGACGGUGAGGCAGUAUCACGGGUGUUACGAGGAGUCGCGGCGGCACGGUGCGGGCGGCCCAAUGUCGCGCCGGCCGUCGUCGCAGGACAUGCGGCUGCCGCUGAGCGCGGCGAAGAUCGUGCAACCCAAGCAGCUGACCCGGGCGCAGGGGGCCGCGUUCCAGGCCAAGGAGAAGAAGAAGAAGAAGUUCCAGGAGAAGAAGAGCGAACGGAAGGCGGCCAAAACGCUGUCGGCCAUACUGCUGACGUUCAUCAUCACGUGGACGCCGUACAACAUACUAGUGCUGCUGAAACCGUUCACGGCGGCCACUGGGGGCGACGACGGCGGCGGAAACGAGGCCGACAGCAACAAGGAGUGGGUGACGCAGGGCAUGUGGGACUUUUUCUAUUACCUGUGCUACAUCAACAGCACCAUCAACCCGGUGUGCUACGCCCUGUGCAACGCCACUUUCCGCAUGACCUACGUGCGGAUACUCAAGUGCAAGUGGAACACCCGCAGGCAGCCACCGCACUUCCGCGCGUGAUGAUGACCGCCGCCAUGACCGGUCGGCGGCCGUAUAUACAUAUAGCACCGCGGUCACCGCAUAUUAUGUUUAUAUAUAAUAUUAUAUAACUUUUAUAUACUAUUAUAUUAUACACUUUCGUUUUCGGGUUUUUUUUCUCGCCACGCGGCCCCCCCUCGACACACCGCCGCCAAACGUGUUAGGGCCUAUCGUAUACGAUUGAGCACGCGUUGAUUGCGUCACUAAUAAUAUUGUGUGUAUCAUUGACUAUUGAUAAUUGAGCACAGCGCGGACUGAGCAUAAUAUGAGUACAUCAACGGAAUAUAUAGCUGCCGAUAUUGGGAGAACAAAACAUAAAAAUUGAGUACGAUUUCGUGAUUUAACGCCGUUGCCAUAUUAACAUUUUUUAAAAAAUGACCUAUGCACAACUUAAUAAAAUAUCGAACCAUAAUAAUAUAAUAUGCUGCGAGAUACAAUAGUUCUAAAUUAUUAUUUCUGAAUUUUCGAGCAAAUUUUCAGCAAAAUGAAAUACAAUAUUUUAAAAGUCCGACAAUGAUAUUGACGAAUGGCAAAGGAAAUAACGAUUGUUCGCUCAUUUCCAAAGUUCACCGGAGGAGUUGGCCGCGGUGUUAAAACGCGUCAAUAUUGCCAUAAAUCAAAGAAUUUAAAGAUUUAACGAAUAUCUGCACGAUUUUCGUUUCAAUAAUUUUGGCAACGUGUUUAAUAUAUAGGUAGAUAAAAAAUCAUGCGUGUUCAAUUGUACACAUAUAACACUUAAAAAGUAUAGCUUGAAAAUAAAAGCGUGCUUAAUCGUAUUUUGCCAUAUUGUUAUAGGUUACGUUACGGGUUACCUUACGCGUAUACUAUAGUUAUACUUAUCCGCGUUAUUAUGACGGGGUAGCCUCGAACUAUACGUCGUGUGUUGAAAAACUGUCGGCGGAGGACGUGUCACCACUAAAGUGUAUUCCACGGUGGCUGUGGGGUGUGCAGCAGAGAGAGGUGCGCGGGAGCAAGUGCGCAGGGCUGCGAGAUAAAAAAUAGGUACGAAAACUUAUAGUAAAAAAAAAAAAACUAAAAAAAAAAUAAUAAUAAUAUAAUGAUUUUAAGACUGUUCGCGGGAUCCACAUGGUUAUCCCGGCACAAGUGUGUUAUUUUAUAAAAUAUUUAAUUUAUACCUACGUAGGCACACGUGCGUAUAACAUUUAACGUUUAUAUAUUAUUAUAUAAUGUUCAUAGGUGAAAAUAUUAUGUACCUAUACGACGUGAAAAUCAGUGGCGUAAGGCGUGCGGAGGCGCAUACAUAUUAUUAUAAUACGAAGUUGACGAAUUUGUCUCCGUGACUAUUUUUAAUAAUUCUCUUUUUAUUUUCUCGGUAUUUGCCGCGGUGUGAGGAACAAUCAUCUUUAUAAAUACCUACCAUAUUCCAUAAUAUUAAAACGAUUGAAAAAAUAAAAUAAAAUUGUAUCAUCUAAAAUAUCGUUGCAAUGCGCAAUAAUAUUAUCAUCAUCAGAAGUGCUAAUACCAAAAGUGUGUCAACUCCUAAAUACGCCACUGACUAUUAUAAUAUAAACGCGUGCGACCUAUUUGUUUGUAUCGCUUUUCGUCGGCCCAUAUCCAUAUUAUAAUAAUGAUAGUAAUAGUAAUAAUAUUAUAAAUUAACAUAUAGUAAUAAAGAUAAUAAAAAUAAUAAUAAUAAUAAUAUAUAUACGAACAAUAACCAUCGAGUGGGGCAUAGAGGUCAAUGCAGGAAGACGAUUCAAAAAGCUCGUCUUCAAAGAGUCGUGGCGCGAUUUUAGCUAAAACAUACUUUGAGAACGUGUUCGAUAUCAUCAUUAUCAUUAUACAUAAAGGCCAAAAAUUAUAAUAUAAUACCAAUUAAUAUAAUAUUAUACUAGGUGUAUGUUCAAGUACUAAUAAUUUAAUGUAAUUUAUUACCAAUGUACGGUCAGACAAUGGAAAAGAUUUAGGUUUUUUUUUUGGUUUUAUUUUUUUUAAACAGUAACAUGGAAUCUUGACUAAAAAAUUUAAUUUUUUAAUUUUAUGCUGAAAAUACAUUCACUUCAAUAUUAAUUUACAUUCAGACACGAUAAACGUGAUUUACCAAUGUUAACAUUAUCAUACAUAUUAUAAUACAGAAUUUAGUGUCAUGUAAAUUUAACGUAGCGGAAAUUUGUUAUUAAAUUAUCAAAUAAAUAAUAACCAUUAUAUAGUAUUAUUUUAUAGUGGCAUCGCUGACAGCAGGGAAAAAAUAAUAGUAUUACAAUUAAAUAUUUGUUUUUAUUUCAUAAGUAAUUGGUUAUAACUUAUGUUUCUAACGCCAAUGUAAGUAACGAAAUGACAAAUAGCCAAACGGCAUAAGUAUAUUGUAUAUGAUAUUAGUUUAUAAGUAUAUUACCUAUUAAACGGGAUGAAGGAAGUAAAACAUGUUUCUUUCAAAAACCACGUCUAUUGAUUAUAAAUUUAAAUUUAAAAAUAUAUCUGAUAUUUUGAUUUUGACAAAAUUGCAAAAUGUUCAGUAGUUUUCGGGAAAAAUGUACAGGGAGAUAAUAACAAUCGGUAUAGGUUAACACGGCCUUAAUAUUUUCAAUGCUGCAUUUUAUAAGAACAUUUUACCUGUAAAAAAACGAAUAAUGUUUGCAAACAAAACCAUUUGAUGAUUAUUUUGUGUAUAUUUUUGUGAAGCUUAUAAUUUUCUAUUCAUUGUACUGAACUCUACCUAAUGAAAAGUCCUAAAUAUUUCUGGUUUUUAAUGAACGAUUUAAAAGAUUUUGGAAAUAAAUGUAACACCUUACAAACAUUUAUAGGUACUCAUAUUCAUAAUAUGUAAGAUGAUUCGCCAAGCAUGCUCACCCCUUAUGUUUUUUCUUUAAUAAAGAAUUAUACUUAAUUAUACUAUAAGGACCAAAAUAUUUUCAAACACUUAGAUUUUUUUCGUAGGUACCAUUUAACGAAUAUCCGCCGUGGGAAAACAACUUAUUUAUUUCAAAUGAAGAUUUGAAAAUUACUAUUUUUUCUAUACAUUUUUAAGCAGAUAACUUUUUGAAAUUGUUGAUGUAUCCAAAUCGAAAUUUUAAUGUAUAGUUUUUGAGUUAUUUAACUUUGUGUACUUAUUAACUACUAUAGCUAGUUACUAUAGAUACCUACUGUAGAUCCAUACAAUAAUGGGUUAGGUCUGCAAUGACGAUUUGAAAAUUUUAGGUACGUAGCAGGGCACUCCUGAAUAAUACUUAUAACAAAUCUAAAUAGUCUAAAAUAUUGUCCUUAAAUAUAGGUACUUAAAAACACAAAAUCGGAAUAUUUUGAUUAAUUCAUUGUUAAGAAAAAAUAGGAAUAAGCGUGUCUGGCGGAUCAUCCUGUAUAUUGUAUAUAUAAUAUAUAAAUAUAAAGAUCGACAAAAGUCAAUUUUUACGAUCAAGUUUUCAGAUUUUUAAUGAAACAUAUUUUUUAGUGUAGGUAAUAGGUACCUAUGCAUAAUAUAAAAUACCAUCUGUAAAUAAACGUAUAAUAAGAUAUUCGGGUUGAAGUUUUCCAUGGUAGUGUUUUCUAUUAUUGGUUGCCGUCUAACCUCGUUACCGAUGAAUUUUUUAGUAGGAAUAACAUAAACACACUUGAAGGAAUGAUCUCAUGUAUAAAAAGUGACAGCUUUGGGGGUAAAACCAAUAUGGGGUAAUUUCUUUAUGUUUUAGGCCUGUACAUAAAUAUGUUCCUAAAAGCAGGGACCAAAAAAUGGGUCGACAAGCUCUUAUUAUAUUAGCUACAAGGGAUUGUCAAAGAUGACAAAGAAACUUUUUUUUUAUAAUUUAACUCUUGUACAAAGCAGCUUUAAUAAGAGAAGGGCAAUGUGUACCAAGGUUAUUUUAAAUAAUGGAAUAUAAAUUUAAAAAAACGUUUAUCAUUAUCUUAGAUGCCCUUAUAACUCCUAACAACUGCCGUGAACAAUUUUUACGAUUUGAAAUUUUUACAUUUUCAAAUUCAGUCGAAAUGUAAUAUAUUAAUGUAACUGCCCAGUAUUUAAUAAAAUAUUACAUUAUUACAUUACAUACAAUUAAAAACAGAAAUUUUAUCGAAUUUUUCUUUUUAUAUUUUACCAUAUAACUUUACCAUAAUAUAUAACUUAAAUGACCAGAUUGAAUACCUAUUUGCCUACAUAGAAGUGAUUUAGUACCUACCUAUCUAUAUAUGUCUGACACGUGAAGUUGUGAUUAAUUGUUACGUAUAUAAAAUAUGAUUUACAAUUUAUAUUUAUUAUAUAAACUGAAUGUGAAUUUAAUGAAAUCUAAUCAACGAUAUUAAAAUAUAUUAUAACUUAAAAACUAUAUUAUAUUUCAAAGUACUUAUACUGUUAUAAAUCAUAAACAAAUUGUACUUUUAAAUAAAAUGAUUUUUUUUUAUUAGUUUGAUAUUCUUAAGAAUCGUGGUGUAUAAAUUAUAUUAUUAUCAAAAUUUGUACUAUUGUCAAAAAAAUAAAAUGAAAACAAAACAAA
This is a messenger RNA of Metopolophium dirhodum (rose-grain aphid), 6718 nucleotides long. It is a transcript of the gene mAChR-A, whose product is annotated as muscarinic acetylcholine receptor DM1. The record is from RefSeq and is a predicted model, not a curated record. Gene Ontology annotation, biological process: G protein-coupled receptor signaling pathway, coupled to cyclic nucleotide second messenger; adenylate cyclase-inhibiting G protein-coupled acetylcholine receptor signaling pathway; chemical synaptic transmission. The transcript has 6 exons. The coding region runs from base 462 to 2255 and encodes 597 amino acids. Lineage: Eukaryota; Metazoa; Arthropoda; Insecta; Hemiptera; Aphididae. Gene Ontology annotation, cellular component: plasma membrane; synapse; dendrite. Gene Ontology annotation, molecular function: G protein-coupled acetylcholine receptor activity; G protein-coupled serotonin receptor activity.